UCCAUCCGCGUUUUCGUUAGUCAGUUUUGGUUAGUACACGUUCGUCUGUCGUUGUUCGUGCGUCAAGUUUUGUGUCUUAAAAGCCGGUUAUUGUUGGAUUUUAAUUCGAUAAAAUUGUAUUGUAAUUGUUCUCGUUUGUUUAAUAUUAAAACAUUAAUUAGUUUAUGUUAAAUAAACUUUAGAAAUAUUUUUUGCGCGGCAUUAUUGCAGUUAUUUCCCGUUUUGUGUGGAUGCAUCGACGAAGAGAUUCCAAAUAACGUCAACAAGUGAUAAAUUUCAAUAGAUCAUUGGCUGUAUCGAUUUCGUUUAAUUUUGGAUUACAUCGUGCAGCUGUCAUCCUGAAUCGACUCGAUGCGUUGAACACAUCUGCAUUUGUAAAACUCUACCGAAUUACAAAUUAAUUAUUUGUCCAAAGUGAUUUGUUAAAGAAAAUAAUUCAAACUGGCCGCUAUCACUGCAAGUGCCGCCAUGAACCCUCACUACCAUCACACUCCGUAUCCGGAUCUCAAUUCGCCGCAUUCCCCGAUUUCAGACGGAAUGCCCAAUAAUUAUCACGGACACGGAGGCCCUCUAGGAGGACCACCUAACGGCCAUAUGAUGAACUCGCAUCACGAGCAUUUGCAUUCACAUCCAGCCUUUACCGGUGGUCCACUUUCGCAUCACGGAAAUGGUCCAAAUUCCUUACAAAAUUACCAUCACCACCACCAUCACCAUUUAAUUAAUCAUAAUAGCCAUAAUAAUGGAAAUAAUACCGGUAAUAGCAAUCAGCCUCAUGUGAAUAUGAUUUGUGCGGCUUGUGGACAAACUAUUAAAGAUCGAUGGGUGUACAAAGCAGUGGACAGACAUUGGCACCAACAAUGUCUGAAAUGUGCUUGUUGCAACGCUAAUUUAACCGAACAGGGUUCCUGUUUCACCAAAGAGAAUAUGAUCUUAUGUAAAACUGAUUAUCUUAGAAUGUACGGUAGCACCGGACUGUGCUUCUCUUGUAAUGAAUCAAUCCCAGCUCACGAGAUGGUCAUGAAAGCAGGUGUACCGUCAGUACCUGAUUCACCGGCUAACAAUACCUUUCAUCGAGUAUUUCAUUUACGAUGUUUUUCCUGUUGUAAAUGCGGCGCUAAAUUGACGCGUGGAGAUCGAUAUUGUAUCAUGGGAAACAGUCUGUACUGCGAACAGGAUUGGAAUAAAUGUUUUAAAGGAUCGUCGAUGCCGACUGGACAGCAGCAAACAACUGGUACCACCAUUAGGAAAGGAAAAGUUGGCAGGCCUCGUAGGAGUAGAGACUAAACAUUUCGUAAAUAGUCUUUCCGUCGUUGAAUUUUGAGUGAGACAUUUCAAUUGUAUUUAUUCUGUGAUUUCGUAACGUAUUUUAUGUUCUUAGUUCUGUGAAUCGUUGCCGUUAACUAUUUUGAUUCUUGUUAUUUUGAAAUUGAUUAAGUUGUAACACGUUGAAUGUACGUACUAUAUGAAAGCGCAACGUUGCACUAUUGGUUCGUUGCGUGUUUUAUUUUAUCUUGCUCUUCCCUGUCAAAAGACAACGAUACAUAGGCCUAGGCUCACGUAUUUGUUCGUAAUUAAAUCUGAAUUUCGUACUAAUUUGACAGUACGCCUCGUUGUUGUAUUUCUUCGUUAACGUAUAAAGCAAUUUUUGCUCCGCUAAUUACCGUUAAAUUUCAAAUCGCUGUACAAUUAUUAGGCAUUAUUUAAAAUGAAAUGAGGUUACCUUCACGUAAUUCUGGCCAGAAUUUGAAUUUUUGCGUCGAUACAAUCAGCAAAAAAAAAAAGAACUAAUAAGUAAAUAUCGAGGAGAAAAAUUGCAUAGGUGAUAUUUCAUACGAAAUGUUAAUCCCUUUGGGUGAAAUGAAGAAAACAAAAGUGUUGAGAAUGGGGAAAAAAGGAGAAUAUGCAGAUACCCGUGUGCAUUAUUAAUAUCACGUACACUUUCGAUUGAAAUUUGAAUAAUUUACUGUCAACUUUUUCUUUUGAUAAAAGCUAUUUACCUAUUUCAAAUGCUGCUCAAAUGUUACGUAUUUUCGUUUCCUUGAAUGAUGUUCGUUUUUUUUCUUCUUUAUUUUUAUUUAGAGUGUAUUUUUUCCCUGUGUUUAUUUAUAUAAUGUAUUGGCGAUUAUGAAUUGUCGAUCUGUUGUUCGCAUUAUUAAUGUUAGCUAUUUUUAAUUUAUUUUUAUACAUUACGUGUAUAUACGAUGAUGUUCUUUUUUUUUUUUUUUCAUUAUUAUUAUUUUUUUUAGAAUAGAAAUGUCUGAAAAUAAGUUACCCUUCAGUUAUUCCUCUGACGCUCAUUUUUUUUCAAUUUUUAAAUUCCACUUGAAAAAAAUAGUUAAUUCGUCGUUGUGCUGUGUUACUUAAUGGUUCGUUUUUUAUCGUUUUUUUUUUUUUUUUUUUUUUCGUUUUAAAUAUUUACAAAAUUUACCGUUUAUUUGGAAUCGCAACGAAGGUAAAACUCGUCAUGUAAGAAAUCUUUGUUAAGUUAAUUCUAUAGCCUAUAUAUCGUGUGAUAAGGAGUCCUGAAAUGAUAUGAAACGUGUAUCUUGAGGACAAAAGAUAAAGUGGACGUGAAAGGUUUCGUAUUUUGUUCACCUUUUCUGCCAUCGGAUUUGGAUGCCAUUAAAAGUAUGUAAUUUUUUGAUUUUUCAUUAUUGAUUCAGUAACCCUAUAGUUCAUUUAGUAGCAUGCUUAGCCCAUGAUCUAAGAACAGAAAACAAUAUGUUGGCGUGUUUCUGUUGAAAUAUAAGAGCCUUAUACACGGUGUCCCUACUAAAUCUCAGCCUGAUUUCGAGUGACCUGAAAUAAUCUCUGAAGAACGCCACUAAUCGUGCCCAGUGUUGUCAGUUUAAAACAGCACCGUAUGUUUAAAACGUUUAGAAAAAAACGGACAGUGUUUAAAACAAAAUUCUGUUUAAAAUGUUUUUUUUUUUGUUUCAAACAAGUUUUUUUUUCAAGCCCAAUUUCACAAAAAAAACCACGUUUUUUCCCAAUUUCUGGUUUAAAAAGUAGUGAAAUUGAAGGAACUGAAUUUUUAGAUUUUCAUUCUUCUUCCUAUACUUUUUUUUAAAGGCAAACUUUGUGUUUUGAUUUCAAUUUUUAAAUAUUUAUUGAGCCUUAUAGCUAUUUUAUGACAUCACAUCUUAAAAGUUGAUGACUGGAUAACGUAUAUUUGAAAAAAUGAAUCCAAAACAAAUGAAUUUCUCAAAUUUCUGUUAAAAACGUGUUUAAAACACAUUUUAAACAUGUUUAAAACACGUUUAAAACACAUGGGAAUCCAGCAGUUUAAAACCACGUUUUAAACAAAAAAAAACCGUUUGUUUUGUCUUUUUUAAAAAAAAAACGUUUUUUUUCCAACACUGAUCGUGACAUUGAUUUUUUGCUUCAUCUCCUUUUUAGAAAAAAAAAUGUCGAAAGGUGAACAUUUCAAACUUUUUAGAACCUAUCAUCGUCAAUCAAAUUGUAUUGAAAUCUGAGUCCAUGUGAUUCCUUAAUUUUUUUUGCUAAAAAUCUCGAUCAGAAACAGUGAUGAAAAAUCAGUGUUUAUUCGCUGUGAUUCCAAACUCUUAAUGUUUUUAUUUUCAAGUGAAUUUAAUUCAAUAAUGUUAUCGUCACUGUUAUAGUUUGAAAAAUAUUUUCUGACAUUUCUAUAUUCACGUAUAUACUUUAUGUAGAAUAGUAAAGCAAUGUUGCAUUUAAAAUUGAAGCAAUAAGAGAUUUUGAUUUUUCUUGGUAAUUUUCAACGACGAAUGAAAUUUUACGAAUUUAAUUUUUUUUAUUUCGCGUAUACGAUUGUUUUAUUGUUUUUGUUUUUAAUAAUUCACACGCAAGUCGUCGGUACUUAUUUACUGCCUAUAAUCACAAUUACAUGUACUGUAUUUUGAAUUGAUAGAAACGUAAAAAACUGUAGGUACCUAUGUAAAUAAUCAUACGUGCCCCCGAACAUUUUCACACAUCCAAAUUGAGAACACGUUUAAACGUUGUCACUUGAAAACUUUUCGCUUGUUAUCGCCUACCGAGCUUUAGUUUUUAUUGAAUUGGUGAAAAAAAACAGAAAAGUUACUUCCAUUAAACACAUUUCUUUUAAGCUUAAGCAGCUUACAGUGACGUCAUGGUUCCCACAUUUUGUGAAAUGACUUUAACCGAUGUUUUAUUUCAAGUAAAACUUCUUGUGGGGAAAUUUUUUCACACUUUUUAUCUUAUGCGUCUUCUGUCUACUUAUAUAUUGUACGACUCGGUGUAAUUUGGAUUAGAUUAGUGUUGGAUUUCGUCUAAAGCAUGGGAGCAGAAGGUACUCGCGGAACGUUGAUUUUCAACAUGUUGGAAAAAUAAACCGUUCGAAGAAGUUGGCUGGUUUCGAAUUAAGUGUUCGGGUACCUAGUUAACAACUUAGUGAUAAUUCUUAUACCUUUGGAUUGGUUUUCUUUCGCUCUCUCCAUUUCUCGACUAGCAGAGAAAACAAUUCGAAAUUUAUACCAAAGUUUUAAAACGUUUUUUUUUCCUCAUCGAAAUAAAAUCAGAUAUUUGUUGAUAUUGACUGCGUGAAAAAAAAUCUAUUUUAUUCGAUCGUGCCGAUUCGUUUUGUAUUUUACUAUAAUUAAAAAAUUAUGCCGAUAAAAGAUGCUAAUAACGCGUUCAGGUACACAGAACAAAACGAGAAUUGAUCUGAAAAGCAUCGAGGCUGCAAAUUUUAAUUAAACUUGUUCCAAACUUAUGUAUUUUGUUUCUGGACUUUUAGAAUGAGGUUAAAUAAAAAUCGCGUCGAUUUUAUCUGAUUUUCUCUUUAAAUUACUUACACAUGACAAGCUUAUUUAAUCAAAUAAUACUUUUACAGCGGUACGUUUACUGAUUUCGUUGCACUAAGUGUGUUAAAGCACGAUUUUUUUUUCUAUUUUGAAAGCGCCGAAGUGUUUUUUUUUUCAAUUACUAAAUCCUCUUAAUAUAGCCGUUUAUGCCAAAUGCAUUUAUUAUUCGGUUUACGAAUAAGAACAGAAGUGUGUGGAAGUAACUAACUUUUACAAAUAGGGAUAAAAAAUUCACUUUGGAGAUUAUAAUUCGUAUAUUUUUGUAUCGGUAAUUUGAUUGAUUUGGUGAAAAAUUGAUAACUAUGUAGUUUGAAACAUUUUUUUAUUGCUCAAAUUUUAUUGGCUGUUUUUUUUACGCAACUGUCUCGUGCAAUGAUAAUCGAUUCCAUGACAUCGUGUACAUAUAUAAAAUGAAUGACACUUAAAAUACGUAAAUUCAAUAUGCAUUUAGAAGAAAAAAAUCGAAUACUUUGCAUUUCUUUAUUGCAUUUUUGUUGUUGAUAACUGUAGGUAUUUUGUUUUCUUUGUUUUUUUUUCUGUUUUAUCUCUCUUUUUUUGAAUAAAAAUGCUUCAAGCGAUGCGGAACUUGAACGAAAAUAUUAAUAGCUUCGAUGACAAUAUCAAAAACGAACAAUAAAUUAUUAAAAAUUUGCUUCGUUUUGUUUUUGUUUUUUUUUUUCUACAUAUGUAUCUAAUUAAAGCAAUACUUACCGACUUUGUUGCCUAAUUAAAUGCAAUAAUUUUUGUUACUUUUUUUUCCUGUGUGUAAAUAUAUUCAUUGUAUUUGUAUGAUGUAUAUUGAAUGUAUAAUUGUUAAGUCAUCAUUGUGUGUAAUAAAAAUUUUUGUUUAUUUUCUA
Molecule: messenger RNA, 5662 nt
Organism: Planococcus citri (citrus mealybug)
Lineage: Eukaryota; Metazoa; Arthropoda; Insecta; Hemiptera; Pseudococcidae
Product: LIM domain transcription factor LMO4-B-like
Exons: 6
Coding region: 469-1284 (271 amino acids)
Source: RefSeq, a predicted model, not a curated record